AAUAAGAAUAUAAUGUCAAAAGACAGAGAUAUGUUUCAUGUGAUUCACAAAGUUCCUUGCGGAGACACACCUUAUGUUAGAGCCAAACAUGCUCAGUUGAUAGAGAAGAAUCAAGAGAUGGCAAUAGCGUGGUUUUGGAAGGCGAUAAACGCAGGAGACAGAGUGGACAGCGCUCUUAAGGACAUGGCCGUGGUAAUGAAACAGCUCCACCGAACCCAAGAUGCCAUCGAAGCCAUCAAAUCUUUCAGAUUCCUCUGCUCAAAAAGCUCCCAAGACUCCCUCGAUAACCUCCUCAUCGACUUAUACAAGAGAUGUGGAAGAUUCGAUGAGCAGAUAGAUUUACUGAAGAUGAAACUGAGGCAGAUUUAUCAAGGGGAGGUUUUCAAUGGAAAGCCCACCAAGACAGCUCGUUCGCACGGCAAGAAGUUCCAAAUCACUGUCCAAACAGAAAUUUCAAGAUUGCUGGGGAAUUUGGGGUGGGCGUAUAUGCAACAAGGGAAGUACUUUUCGGCGGAAGGAGUGUACAGAAAAGCACAGAUGAUCGAGCCAGACGCGAACAAGGCUUGUAGUCUGGCGAUAUGUUUGAUCAAACGUGGCAGAUACGAGGAAGCGAGAUCGAAUCUUGACGAUGUUCUUGAGUUUAGGGUUUCGGGUUCGGAGGAGUGCAGAACAAGGCAACGAGCCGAGGAGCUUCUGAAUGAGUUGGAGGCUUUAUCUCCGAGAAAAAGUCAAGACAUGGAUGGCGGUUUGGCAACCAUCUUGGACGCUGACCUAGUCAACGAGGUUGACCAAAUCGCGGCCCAAGAGUACCGUACUCUUUUUAGCAGGUCUAAAACCAAAAGACUUCCAAUCUUCGAGGAGAUUUCUUCUUUUAGAAAUCAAUUGGUUUGUUAAAUACUUAUUUCGUUUAUGCUUGUGUUUUAGAUUU
Molecule: messenger RNA, 928 nt
Organism: Tarenaya hassleriana
Lineage: Eukaryota; Viridiplantae; Streptophyta; Magnoliopsida; Brassicales; Cleomaceae
Product: protein SULFUR DEFICIENCY-INDUCED 1
Exons: 4
Coding region: 13-894 (293 amino acids)
Molecular function (GO): protein binding
Source: RefSeq, a predicted model, not a curated record